AUGGAUAAUCAAACCACAUUGCCUUACUUUUUGCUCCUGGAAUUCUCAAAAAAUAGAUAUCUGCAACUUUUACUUUUCUUCCUGUUCUUUGUGUUAUAUCUGGCAACUAUAACAGCAAAUCUUCUUAUCAUCUCUGCAGUAGCUUUAGAUAAUCGACUGCAUAGCCCCAUGUACUUCUUUCUGAUAAAUUUGGCUGUGCAGGACAUGGGCUCGGUUUCUGUCAUUCUCCCAAAAUCCAUGCUGAAUUCCCUCAUGGACACCAGGCAUAUCUCUUACUUUGGUUGCGCUGCUCAAGUCUUUCUCUUUAUUUCCUUUGCAGCUUCUGAUUUAUCCCUCCUGACAGUCAUGGCAUAUGAUCGGUAUGUUGCCAUUUGCAACCCACUGCACUAUGAGACGGUGAUGAAUUGGAAAGCCUGCAUUGAAAUAAUGUUUCUGGUUUGGGUCACCAGUCUUCUAUAUGGAAUAGUGCAUACCACUGGCACUUUUUCAAUUCUUUUUUGUUCUAAUGUGGUCAACCAGUUCUUCUGUGAAAUUCCACAGUUGCUCAAGUUAUCCUGUUCUGGUUUCAAUCUGGUUGAAGCUGGAGUUCUUGUGGCCAGUGCCAUUGCAGGACUAGGGUGUUUUACUUUUAUUAUUGCCUCUUACGCCAUGAUCUUCAAGGCAGUGCUCAGAAUCCCUUCUGAACAUGGAAGGCAAAAAGCCUUAUCCACUUGCAUUCCCCACAUUAUAGUAGUGGCUAUGUUUUUAUUAACCGGAUGCUUUGCCUAUCUGAGACCUCCCUCUAACACCCCAUCUUACUUAGCUUUUGGGUUGACUGUUCUGUAUUCCCUUCUUCCCCCCCUGUUCAAUCCAAUCAUUUAUAGCAUGAGAAAUAAGAAUAUCAGACUUGUCCUCUCUAAACUCUGGAGGUUCUGA
Molecule: messenger RNA, 915 nt
Organism: Python bivittatus (Burmese python)
Lineage: Eukaryota; Metazoa; Chordata; Lepidosauria; Squamata; Pythonidae
Product: olfactory receptor 14A16-like
Biological process (GO): G protein-coupled receptor signaling pathway
Cellular component (GO): membrane
Molecular function (GO): G protein-coupled receptor activity; olfactory receptor activity
Source: RefSeq, a predicted model, not a curated record